UUUUUCAGGGUUCGUCUAGAGUUAAUGCAGGAAAAGCAAGUAAAGAUGAUGAUUUCUACAGUAAUAUGGCAGCCAUGGCGGAUGAUAAUCCAGAUUCUGAUAUAUCCGAGGCAGAUCUUAAUCAAGUGGCCAAAUCAAUAGCAGAUCUUGAUGAUAUGGAUGCGGAUUUAUUUGGUGGACCAUCAAAAAAGAGUAGUGUCAAGGGUCGUUCAGGGAAGCCUACAACGCCUCGUAGAUCCAGUUUAACUCCUCGCUCCCGCAGUGGAACACCACGAUCUGGAAAGACAGGUUCACCAAGACGUCCACCGACUCCAGGGUCACCAACACGUAGUGGUGACUCUAGCCCUAGACGAACUGCACCGAAGUCCCCGUCGCCUCCCACUCCUCAAGUAGAGUAUAAACCAGGGACAGCACCAGGUAAAAUGACAGAUAUGGGGCGAGAAAGUGAAAAUUUAAAACCAGGUCAAUCAAACAAGAUUGGAGAACGACCUCAAACUGUUCCUAAAGCCAAACCUAAAAUAGAUUUCGGAGAGUUUGAUGAAGAUGAUCCGCUGGCUGGUCUGUUAUCAGAUGAUGAAUCAGAGAUACAAGUUAAAAAACCUUCGUUAAAACCACCGCUAAAACAUCAGACCUCUUCCGAUGAUGUCAUAGCAACACAAGAUACAGCUUUACCUGGUAAUACAGACAAUAAGCCAGCAGACAAUAAACCAACAGCAGGAGCUGACGCCACACCUAGUUUAUUCGAUCGUCCACCUACCAGAAGUGGAACUGAUACGGCAGACACCGAGAGAAGUACAGACGUCAAACCCAAACCAGUUGUAAAGAAAAGGGAAGAGAGAUUAUUUAGCGAUGAUGAAGACAUGUUGGACGGCCUGGGCAUCGAUGAUAAACCUAAAACACCCAUACAGGCGGUAUCUAAAGAUCGCGAGGAAGACGUCCGACCAGCCAGAAAUGUUUUAGACAGUCUCCUGGGUAAAGAUAGCGUAAAUAAACACCUACAGAAAACAGAACGGAAAGAAUUUAUACUGGAUAAAAAAUUUGCAGAAAAAGAUCAAGCUGGUGAUGAUGAAGAUGAUUUUAUAUUUGGUGAUUAUAAACCUUCAUCUGUUGUUGGUUCUAGACCUACGUCACGGAGAUCGGUCAGGUUUCAGGACGAUGAUAUAUUUGGUACCGAUGACAAACCUCCAUCCAGAGGGCGCUCUGAUUCGGGCCGACCUAAAACACCUGAUGAUAUGGAUUGGUUAGAAUUGGCCUCAGGGAAUAGGACAUCUAUAGACACGCCAAAAGUUCCGGAGAAAAAAGAAUUGAAAUUUACCCCCAAAUCUGCCCCUUCUGAUUGGCUGGGAUUAAAAGAUUCACCCAAUGAUGAUGAGGAUGAUGAUAUAUUUAAGUCUUCUACUCCCAACCAAUCAAAAGGCAGGACAGAUAAUAUAUCUAAAACCUUAAAUCGAGAUAUCGGCAAUGAUGAUUGGCUAGAGAGAUUGAAAGCAAUGAAUGAUGAUGGGAGUGAUGGGAUUGAAACAGAUACAAAGAAAGAAGAAAUAACUCCUGCUAGGAAAGUGGAGACAACUCCUGCUAGGAAAGUGGAGACAACUCCUGCUAGUGCAGCAGAUGAUUAUUUGGGUUUGGGAGAGGAAAUAGAUUUAGAUGAUAUUCUCAGAACAAAGCCCGAGUCACCCAUAUUACCUGGUAGACAAUCUACAACAAACAACAAUGGCAGUGUUAAUGGUAGUUAUCAGAGAAGAAGGAUAUUACUGGACGAUGAUGAUGAUAUAUUCCCAGCGAGAGAAACCAACGUCACCAAUCAUAAUCAAGAUAUAUCAACAAGUAUUACCAGCCCCCGUGUUCCAUUAUCAUCAAAAUUAGCUGAUCUACAAGAACUUGAUGAAAGUCCGUAUUUUAAAAAGAAACCACAGUCUCAAGCAUCCAGGCAACAGCAACCAAUUAUCCAGACAUCUGUAUUUCCUAGUCGAGACCCAGAAGUUCAAAGCUUGCGUAACGUAAAUACUCUCCCUUCUGCUUCUAUCAGUGGUCCAGCUGUCAGUCAUCACAACAUGUCCGCUAAUCCGUCGGCAGGUUAUCAACACAAUACACCUCAGUAUUACACUCCACAGGUGAUGCCCCAAUCAUCAUCCUUCUCUAGUCCACAAAAUAUUAUAUUACCUAACUCUAUACCUGAAGCUCAUGCAAUGCUACAGAAGUUACAAAUAGAAAAACAAUAUACCGAAUCCCUUCUAGAUGGUACAAAACGUAGAUAUGAGGAAGAAAUCAUCGCCGUGGAAACAUCUUUUAGAAAUCGUAUGAGAAUUUUAGAAGAAUCGAACUCGAAGAAAGAAUCAAGAUUACGUGAAGAAAAUGAACAACUAAUGCAACAACAUUUAACUCGUGUUCGUCAGAUGGAAGAAGAGAAAGCAGAACUAGCCAAUCAGAAUUACAGUAAAUUAGAAGAACUGGAAAGACAGAGAGCGAAAGAUGUAGAAACUAUUAAAGAACAACAUCGGAUUUCCUUCAGUAUAUUAAAACGUGAACACGAGGAAGCCAUUGAAAGAUUAAAAGAAGCAAAGAAUCUAGAAAUAAACGCUGUAGCUAAUGCUAACGAUACUUCAAGGAGUUUAACGGCUGUAGUGGAACAGAUUCAGACUAGUGCCAAAGAUAUAGGAUCUCUCCAAUCUCAAGUUGAGAGUAUACAUCGUAGUGGUCUGGAUGAAAGGGAGAUAAGUCUAAAAGCUAAAGAUGAACAACUUAAAAGUUUACAAGAACGAUUAUCCAGACAGGAAGAAGAUAAUGAACGUGAACGAAAGAGACUGGAAGAUCUAAUUGCAAGAAUGGAGACACAAAUGCGUGAACAGACCAGACUUUUAGAUGAAGAAAGAUGGAAGAUGAAAGGUGACAUGAGUCGACUUGAAGCCAAUCAAAGAUCUUUAGAGGAGGAGAAGAGAAUGUGGCUAGAACAACAGUCACGAGAACGUGCUGCUCUCGAACGAGCCAGGGAAAAUUUCCAAGAAGAAAAUCGCACAGCAUUAAGUCAACUAAACAAUGAGAGGAGAAAUCUGGCGGAGGAAAGAAUGAAGUGGACCGUAGAUUUAAAACUAAGUCGUGAACAAUCACAUCAAGAAGCUAUCAAAAUGGCCCAGACGGAAGCAGAAUAUGAAGUUUUAACAAAAUCAAUUGCCGAGGAGAAAACAAGAUCAUCUGCUCGAAAACAGGAAUUACAGAUGGAAGAAGAUCGAAUCGCCAACGAAAGGGGUUGUCUUGAACGAGAGAAAUUUUCAAUCGAAAAAGAAAAAGAACGUUUAUCUAAUAUGGCAUUACAGAUGAAAUCUAAAUCAGCUGAAAUUGAUUCAAUGACUGAGAUGGCGAACAGAACUCAGAGUGAAGGAGAUAGAUCAUUAAUGGAGGCUAAAAACGUUGAAUCUCAACAGAAUCAAAGAUUGGCUAAAAUACAACAAGAAUUACAGCAAUUAAAGUCAAUGGAGGACAAUAUGGCUCAGGAGAAAUUAAAGAUAAGUAAAGAAAGAGAAGAAUUACAGAAUUUACGGAAUUCAGCUUUAUGUGUGAAUUGCCGUUCACCGUUAAAUGGAGCAGCUCCACCUAAUGGUAUUCCAAUGAUCAAUUCAUCUCAAGUGAUGAUGUCAUCACCCAUACCAGGAGUGCAUGCUGGGAGAUAUUCUAGUGUGAUGUCCAAUGGUUUAGGUAGAGGUCAGCUGUCCAUGAAUGCCAUAGAAACCAUUACAUCAUCCAUAGCUGCGGACAGAUCCAUCAGAAUGUGGAAAAUACAAGCUUUAAAGGAUAAAGAUUAUUUAGAAGAAGAAAGUAUGUUUCUAGAGACAUUAAAACAUUCACCGUAUCAUGGUGGAGAGAAAUCAUUUCAUUGACGUUAAUUUUACUUACUUCUUAUUUUGAUUCUUCUUUAUCCUUGAUUACAAGCAAUUGACCUUAUGGAGACCGUGAGGUAAAGCACAUUACAUGUACCCUAUAUGGUUGUGUAAAUAGAUAAGAUGUAAAAUUUUACUUGCCAGUGAAUUUUUAAUAGCCAUGUUACAGUGAAUUUGAAAUAACAAUGUUAUGUUACAGUGAAUUUUAAAUAACUAUGUUACAGUGAAUUUUAAAUAGUUAUGUUACAGUGAAUUUUAAAUAACUAUGUUAAUUUUAAAUAUCUAUGUUACAGUGAAUUUUAAAUAGCUAUGUUCAAGUGAAUUUUAAAUACUUAUGUUACAGUGAAUUUUAAAUAGCUAUGUUACAGUGAAUUUUAAAUAACUAUGUUACAGUGAAUUUUAAUAAGCUAUGUUACAAUGAAUUUUAAAUAGUUAUGUAAAGUAAAUUUUAAAUAACUAUGUUAUGUUAUAGUGAAUUUUAAAUAGCUGUGUUACAGCGAAUUUAAAUAACUAUGUUACAAUGAAUUUUGAAUAGCUAUGUUAGAAUGAAUUUUGAAUAGCUAUGUUACAGUGAAUUUUAAUAUCUAUGUUAAAGUGAAUUUUAAGUAACUAUGUUAUGUUACAGUGAAUUUUAAAUAGCUAUGUUACAGUGAAUUUUAAUAAGCUAUGUUACAAUGAACUUUAAAUAGUAAUGUUACAGUGAAUUUUAAUAAGCUAUGUUACAGUGAAUUUUAAAUAGCUAUGUUACAUUGAAUUUUAAACUAUGUUACAGUGCAUCGUUGUGCAGCAGCAAAUUUUUAAAACAAUGGAAUGAAAAGGGGUUUUAACAUCUGGUCAGCACAAUACAUUGGUUAUUUUGAAUCUAACAAAUUUUAAAAAAAUUAUUUCUGGAUUCAAACUACUCAGUUAUUGAAGUGUUUUAUUGAAAUAAUUUGUGAUCAGUGGGUUUGUAAAGGAUUGUUUUGAAUGUUUAUAAUAUAGUAAAUGAACGUAGAUAUACAAUGUUUUUAAUAUAUAUUGUAGACAUAUAGUAUUAUUAAUAGAGGAAGUGGUGCUAUAAAGAAAUAGAUAUACAUUGUUGUUAUUUAUAACAUAAUAACCUUAAGUUUCAUAUAAGUAGUAACAUGGUGUCAUACUAGAGGCAGGGUAUGCAUACUCCAUCUAGAACAACUGAUACUAUGGACAUGGACUGGAAUAGUAAAAAGUGUUGUACUAGAGACAGUGUAUGCUUACUCUAUCUAGAACACCUGGUAUCACUUAUACUACAUACAGGAGUAGUAACAAGUGUUGUACUAGAUGCAGGGUAUACUUACUUCAUCUAGAACAUCUGAUACCACAACUAUAUACAAGUAGUAACAUGGUGUGACACUAGAGACCAGAUAUGCUUACUCUAUCUAGAACAUCUGAUACCACUUAUACUAUAUACAGGGACUAGUGACAAGGUGUCAUACUAGAGGCAGGAAAGAACACAUCAUACCACUUAUACUAUAUACCGGGAGUAGUAACAUGGUGUCAUACUAGAUGCAGGGUGUGCUUACUCCAUCUAGAACACCUGAUAUUACUACUAUAUACAGGGAGUAGCAACAUGGUGUCAUACUAGAUGCAGGGUAUGCUUACUCCAUCUAGAACAACUCAUACCACUUAUAUUAUAUACUGGGAGUAGUGAAAAGGUGUCAUACUAGAGGCAGGAUAUUCUAGAAGAUAUGAUACCAUUUCUCAUUCCUAACUUAUUUAAGUUGUAAUCCAUUAAAAUCCUUCUUCAUGUUAGACUUAACUAUGUCUCUUUAAUAAUAUUAAACAUGCAUUAUGAAAGAGCUGUCUAUUGCAGGUCUUUCUUUAGGCCAGAAAUGUUAUCUAAAUUAUUAAUUAGACAUUAAUUAACUUAUCCAGACCAUAAUCAACUCUAGAUGACAUCGCUAGCCUGCAAUCUGUAGUGGAUUGUGAACCGAUUUACUGCAUAACUUUCCUUCACGAUUGAACGAUUAAAUGGAUAAUCAAGACUAUGCUGUUUAUUGUACUGACUUUAGUAAUGAUGAACAAGGCUAGGCAGAAAUUUCAUUCGCUUAAUUCUGGGUUCAUAGUGGAUCAAUUUGAAUGAAAUUUUCAGCAAAUUGUCUUUACGUUAUCUAGUUUUUAACUAUUAUAAUGAGAACUGCCAACUCGUUAUUGAAUCUCCCAUAAUGUAUCUUUAAACUGUUAACUUAUCAGUUUUAAAUGGCCAGUAAGCAUGAUUUUAUAAUAUUUGAAUAUACAAUUUGAUGAGAGUCUGUUUAGUAAGUAGUGAAAAAUGAAAAAAAGUUUUAUGUGGUCAGAAUGUUUUAGCUUUAAAGCCUAUGAUAUUGUCAAAAUGUUUUAGCUUUAAAGCUUAUUUUGUCAAAAUGUUUUAGCUUUAAAGCUUAUUUUGUCAAAAUGUUUUAGCUUUAAACCCUAUGAUAUUGUGAUAUUAGAAUGUCUAGUUCAGUACUUACAAAUACUAAAGGGUUAUGUGUUCGAUUAAUCGAUUCAGAUGUUAUGGUUGUGAUCCAGGGGCAUGUACGUAACAAGGAGUCUGGUCGACGACCUAACCUCGGUGGUCUUCUCUUAGUUCUUGGGCUGCUAAUUGAUCCCUUCCCACAAGCAAAAUAUUAAAAUAAUGUUAGUCCCCAAAAUGACCUUUUUAUUUUUGGGGGUGGAUGUUAAUUCUUAUUUCUCUCUUUAGUUUGAAUAAAAAUAUCUAUUUAUGACCUGUACAUUGUGUCUUGUAAAUGGUGCCUAUAUAGACUUGAACAUAUCAGUUUUGUAUAUUGUGUCUUGUAAAUGGUGCCUAUAUAGACUUGAACAUAUUAGUUGAUUUUAUAUUCAGUAAUAAAAUUAAUAAACUAUUUAAUAAACACUUACUU
Patella vulgata (common limpet) is the source of this 6754-nucleotide messenger RNA. Its product is annotated as fas-binding factor 1 homolog. The record is from RefSeq and is a predicted model, not a curated record. The coding region runs from base 66 to 3875 and encodes 1269 amino acids. The transcript has 26 exons. Gene Ontology annotation, cellular component: ciliary basal body; ciliary transition fiber; centriole. Lineage: Eukaryota; Metazoa; Mollusca; Gastropoda; Patellidae. Gene Ontology annotation, biological process: establishment of epithelial cell polarity; cilium assembly.